UUGAUGGCUGUGCACAUUGAUAGCUUUUAGUGUGUCUCCUUUUUUUUUUAGACACAAAAUUCAACUUUCUAAAGCCACCAGCGUUAUUACAACUCUGUGACAGCUUUGACCGGCAUCUUCGGUCAACAUCUGGACCUGCAGCUGUUUUAUAUUUGAUCACCAGAGUCCAGACAGAUUGUGAGAGUGUGUGUGUGUGUGAGUGUGAGUGUGAGUGUGUGUAAAGGGAGCUAACACAGGAGCUAACUUCUCCCUGCAAUACACCAGCUGCCUCAGCACUGUAUGUGUGGCAAUAACAUGUCAGCGCCUUUACCUGCCAUUGUGCCUGCUGCCAGGAAAGCCACUGCGGCGGUGAUAUUCCUGCAUGGCCUUGGCGAUACUGGGCACGGCUGGGCAGAGGCCUUCGCAGGAAUCAGGAUACCACAUGUGAAGUACAUCUGUCCACAUGCUCCCACGAUGCCCGUUUCUAUAAACAUGAGAAUGUCGAUGCCUUCGUGGUUUGACAUCUACGGGCUGAGUCCAGACGCAGAUGAAGAUGUGACGGGUAUUAAAAGAGCAUCGGAGAACAUUAAAGCCUUGAUAGACCAAGAAGUGAGGAAUGGCAUACCUUCGCACAGAAUCAUCCUGGGUGGAUUUUCACAGGGCGGAGCGUUGUCGCUGUACACGGCUCUGACCACCCAGCAGAAGCUCGCCGGAGUGGUCGCUCUGAGCUGCUGGCUUCCUCUCCGCAACUCCUUCCCUCAGGCAUCUGCCACGGGUGCUAACAAGGACAUGCACGUCCUGCAAUGCCACGGGGACGCCGACCCCCUGGUCCCCUUUAUAUUCGGCAGCCAGACGGCGGAGAAGAUGAAAAGCCUCAUCACUCCUUCCAACAUCACCUUCAAGACGUAUCGGGGUUUACCUCACAGCGCCUGUCCAGAGGAAAUGGUGGACGUCAAGCGUUUCAUAGAGAAGCAGCUUCCUGCCAUCAGCGACGAAUGAACUCGGGGAACGGCACCGCACAACAACAACCCCCCCCGGCACGGCAUAGUACCAAUCCGAGUCCUGUGGGCAUGACAUGACUCCAAUAAUGAGACUCUUUGGAACUCGAGGAAACCACUGACUUACUUGACAAUAAUAAAAUAAUAAAAGAAAAGAAAAGAAAAGAAACAAACCCCCCCCGCCCCCCCUCCCCCAACGCUGCUACUCAUAGAGCCAGACAGGACUUGGGGGGGCUCGGGAAGAGGCAACGAUGCUGCGUCCUGACCCGGAGCCACACACACACACACACACACGACCCCCCCCCUCAGUGUUACAGUAGAGUGACAUUAGUUGCUUGAUUGUAAAAGCUGUUUUAACCCGUUGAGAGAAAAAAAGCCAUUUCCUGCAGGAAUCGUAUUGUAUUGGAAUAACUAGGGCUAUAUUUUAUUAUGGUUUAAUAACUAUUAUUAUUAUUAUUAUCUCACAAUA
This is a messenger RNA of Scomber japonicus (chub mackerel), 1446 nucleotides long. RefSeq names its product lysophospholipase 1 (gene lypla1). The record is from RefSeq and is a predicted model, not a curated record. Gene Ontology annotation, biological process: protein depalmitoylation. Bases 280 to 978 code for a protein of 232 amino acids. Gene Ontology annotation, molecular function: palmitoyl-(protein) hydrolase activity; carboxylic ester hydrolase activity. The transcript is spliced from 9 exons. NCBI's taxonomy places the organism in Eukaryota, Metazoa, Chordata, Actinopteri, Scombriformes, Scombridae. Gene Ontology annotation, cellular component: cytoplasm.